This is a messenger RNA of Carica papaya (papaya), 1363 nucleotides long. NCBI's taxonomy places the organism in Eukaryota, Viridiplantae, Streptophyta, Magnoliopsida, Brassicales, Caricaceae. The record is from RefSeq and is a predicted model, not a curated record.
CAUGUAACGCAUGUUCAAGGCCUCUCUGGGCGGCGCGUGUAUAUACGUCCUCUCAGAAUCAGACAACUGCCUCCAGUGCGGACGCGCAUGUAGGUCACGUGUCCAGUACUUCUAAAAGCGGAAGCUCAAGUAUGUGUCUUUUAUAGUCCGCAGGCUCUCUUCUCUGUCUAAACAAACCAAUCUCAACAAGUUCUCCCUACCAAACAGAAUGGCCAACCUUCCUCAAAAUCUGUCCGGCAUGAAUUCUCCCUUUGGUGGACCUAGCACGGCCGGACCUAGCGCCGCCGGUGCUCCCGCUAACAAAGACCGGAAGAUGGCGUCGGCAGAGCACUUGGUGCUCGAUCUAAGCAAUCCCGAUCUCAGAGAAAACGCUCUUCUCGAGCUAUCGAAGAAGAGAGAAUUAUUUCAAGAUUUGGCUCCAUUGUUGUGGAAUUCUUUUGGUACUAUUGCUGCACUGUUACAGGAGAUUGUUUCAAUAUAUCCUGUUCUUUCACCUCCAAAUCUGACUCCUGCUCAAUCAAAUCGAGUUUGUAAUGCCCUUGCACUUCUUCAGUGUGUAGCCUCUCAUCCAGACACAAGGAUGUUGUUCCUCAAUGCUCACAUACCUCUGUACCUGUACCCUUUCCUUAACACAACAAGCAAAUCAAGGCCUUUUGAGUACUUGCGGCUUACUAGCUUAGGGGUCAUUGGUGCUCUUGUGAAGGUUGAUGAUACAGAGGUCAUUAGCUUCCUUCUUUCAACAGAAAUAAUUCCUCUGUGCCUCCGCACCAUGGAGAUGGGCAGUGAGUUAUCAAAAACAGUCGCAACAUUUAUCGUUCAAAAAAUUUUGUUGGAUGAUGUUGGUCUGGAUUAUAUAUGCACCACUGCAGAGCGAUUUUUUGCAAUUUGUCCCAAAGGUUUCAUUUAUUUGAUUUUCCAUUUCUCUAAAGUAGCAUAUGCUUUAACUCCGUUCUGGACCAACUGUUUCCGUAUAUAUCUGCAGGAAGAUCCAACAACAAGGAGGUGGUUGCAACAGUUGCUUCACAAUGUUAGUGUGAAUCGAGUUCCUGCGCUUCAGGCCGGCGCAGGAUUUGAUCACAUGAUGUGAACUAAAUCAUCGACAUCGUUAAUGGUCUAGAUCAGUCUUCUGCUUUAGGAAUUUCCUGGUCUAAUCAACUCUUCUUUUUUGGUAUGUGAAUCGCCAUAGAACUAUUCUGGUUAGUGGAGUGUGAGAACAAGCUUGGGGUAAGAUGGGCAAUUCGGUAUUUAAGGUUGAAAGGGAAGAAAGCUAUUUAUAACUGCCUUUCCUUUUCCCGCUCGGUGCCGAAGCUGCGUCUUUGGUUACAGAAAUUGGGGAUGUCCCUCUUAUCCUCGAGAGUGAAAA